AUUAGUCACAGGAAUCAGGACAAAUAAAGCCAAUACAACUGCCUGUUUUACAAAUGGACGGGCAAUCAUAAAAUGCCAUUGCAGGCUGACAUGGUUUAGCACGGACCGACGCCAACGUCUUUUGGACCUCUUUUCGGUCCCGUUAGGAGAGCCGUCUUUUUUUUUGUAUUUUACAAACGGUAGGCCUACCACGUAGAUGGGCAUUCCUAAAAUGACAUUUCCGGCUACACUGUAGGCUAUACCACAAUAAGCACAGAACGACACUGAUGCAUUUUGGACGUCUUUUUUUGGUGAUGUCCAGACUGGAGGUCUUUUUUUGGUGCAGUCUGGACCAGCUUUGAUUUCCACAUCCACGGAUGUUGGUUUUUGGUCUGGACCAAAUCUAAACCAAUCAUAGAUGCCUAUGUUUGGUUCAGAUUUGGUCUGGACCAGCCUUGAUUUGGCCCAAACAUAGACAUCUAUGAAUUAUAUGUUCUCAACUUUCACCUAGAACCGAAAAUGUACUUGAUUUCAACUUCCAGAAAAGUAUUUUGACCUUUCAUUCAGAACCUAAGUUAAACCUAAUUUCAACGUCAUUUUGCUUACUGGGACUAUUGUAGUUUUUGUUGUCUUGCCUAGGGAGGCAGUUACCCCAUAGUACCCUAUUGGUCAGUGCUACUCCUGCAACAGUUAUUUUGUGCUCGUAUUUGUGGAUGCAUUUUCAUCAACAUUAAAUAAUGAUUUAUUUAUUGGAAUUGUGUCUGUGUUGUGUGUCUUAUAUUAUAUUAUUAAUUACAUAAUGGCGUAACAUGACAUGCCUCAUGUUGAUAAAUACAUAUUUAGUCCCUGAGACUGGAGCUCGCUCGUUGGUGCGCCCCACCCAAUUGUCGUGCUCACUGAUGGUGGCACCACGAGCUCACGGUAAACACCCCUCGUGACGGAGUCAUGAAGAUACUGGAACAGACUGGGAGCGAAGAAGACAUGAUGGGAGGAGUGGGACAUUCUGGAAAUAGUACAGACUUGUGACGAUGUGACGCUUAAAAACAUAAGCUAUUGUGUGCGAGACUAAUUCUUUAGCAAAAAGCCCAUAGCCUGUUUCCUCGGUUCCGCGGAGGAACGGACAGAUGUCCGCGGUAGAUGCUGUGCUUCUGAAGACAGAGAGUGGGAAAGAAUGGGUGCAGGGAUGCUGACAAUAAUAAUCCAUGGCUGCACGUGAAGAACUAGCUUUCCCUGAGAGUGCAUGAAAAAGAUUCCACCUGAUCAUCUGAUAUAAACCGGAGAACCGACGCUGCGAUGGUGACCGACAUGUUCUGAGCUGAGAGAACAGCAGCGAGAUGAAGGCGGCGGUGAGACCUAAGCGCAUGCGGCUUUUCUGGCGGCUCGGUGUCUGUGGAGUCGGGAUGGUCACGGCCACCUGGCUCAUGCAGCUCCUAGACGUAACAGACUCUCCAAGCCCCAGUGAUGUUGUUGGUGACUUCCCGUGGUCUAAGAGGGAACUAACGCAGGAGAGAGAAGAGGAGAACCACACCUACACUCCUACAACGCCCAGAGCUGCAAUCCACGAGUUUCCAGCAGAUAUUUUCUCUCCUGAGCAGAGGAGAAAAGGAGCAGUUCUUCUCCAUGUAGUCUGUGCGGUCUACAUGUUCUAUGCCCUGGCUAUAGUCUGUGAUGUCUAUUUUGUUCCAUCACUGGAGAAGAUAUCAGAGAAUCUUCAACUCAGUGAGGAUGUUGCCGGGGCAACGUUCAUGGCGGCUGGGAGCUCCGCCCCUGAGCUCUUCACCUCCUUAAUUGGUGUCUUCAUCACUAAAGGUGACUUGGGGGUAGGCACCAUUGUGGGAUCGGCUGUCUUCAACAUCCUCGUCAUCAUCGGCAUUUGUGGGAUCUUUGCCGGACAGCCUAUCUCGCUGAGCUGGUGGCCGCUGCUUCGGGAUUCUCUCUACUACAUCCUGUCUAUAUUGAUGCUGAUUGUGGUGAUCUAUGAUGACAAAGUGAUUUGGUGGGAGACCAUCAUACUGAUCUCCAUGUAUCUAGUCUACAUUAUCAUCAUGAAGUUCAACAGACCCCUGUCAGGCUGGGUGGAGAGGCACUGUGGUCGAGGGGGCCAGCCCUGCUUCAGUACCUUGAGACGGACUACCGCAGUGGGGCAUGGAGGAGUUGACUGUGACACUGACAUGGUGCUGCUGAAGAGAGAUUCGUGUGCAGGGCAGGAGACUGCGGUAGUGAUGGUGGAUGAGUUGAUGAGUCUGCAGCCUCACCAGCUGAGCUUCUCUGAGGCAAGCCUCCAUCUCCUGAUCACCCCACAUUUCCCCCCCUACACACGCCUCCGCAUGGCAGGACGCAUGGUCAUCAAUGAGAGGCAGAGGUUGAGCCGGGCUCGGGGCCAGGAGGAGAACGGUGGAGCGGGGGAGGAGGGGGGAGAUCAGGGAGCAUCAUGGGGAAUAGAGAACGGUGGAGCGGGGGACAGUGAGAGGCAGCCACUGGAGGGGGAUGGAGACAGGGAUGGGGGGCCGGAGGGGAACACAGAGGGGUUACAGCCCGAAGAGGAGGAGAUGGAGGAAGAAGAGGAGGUCUCUUUCAGUCCCUUCAUAGUGCCAGGAGGGCACUGUGAGCGUGUGCGCUGGCUGGUGUCAUGGCCUCUGUGCCUGCUGCUCUGCUGCACCGUACCCAACUGUAUCCUGCCUCGGUGGAGCCGCUGGUACCUCCUGACCUUCCUGGCCUCCACACUCUGGAUCGCAGUCUUCUCCUACCUCAUGGUCUGGAUGGUGACCAUUAUCAGUUACACGCUGGGCAUCCCUGAGGUGGUGAUGGGCAUCACCUUCCUGGCAGCUGGCACCAGCGUCCCGGACUGUAUGGCCAGCCUGAUCGUCGCCCGACAAGGUAUGGGGGAUAUGGCUGUCUCUAACUCCAUUGGCAGUAAUAUCUUCGAUGUGCUCCUGGGACUUGGGUUCCCUUGGUUCCUGCGCACUCUGGUGGUCGACUACGGAUCAGUGGUGUAUAUCAACAGUAAAGGCCUGGUGUAUUCAGUUGUUCUGCUGUUGGGUUCAGUGUUCCUCACUGUCCUGAGUGUUCAUCUGAACCGUUGGUGGCUGGACCGCAGACUGGGCCUCUGUUUAAUGAUGCUCUAUGCCAUCUUCCUACUCUGCUCGGUCGGCUUCCAGCGACUGUAGGCCAGGUUCCCACACAUUUUAGUAUGAUUAUGAUGAUAGUAUUUCAUGUGAUGUUUUCACUUGUUGACAUUUAUCAGUUGUAUUUGUACGGGUAUUUAGUUACGGUUCAUUUGCAUUUGAGACAUUUAUGAAUAUUGUUAUUGAUGGGAAACCUUACAUUUUAUCUUUGAUAAAUGUUUCAAACUGGAUCUUUUACAUAGUUUUAUACAGAGCAACUAGAGAAAUGUGUGAUAUCUGAAGAUGACCAGUCGAGAACAUCCACUUCACACAAUUAAUUUAUAAUGUAUUGAAUUUCUAUCUAUAGUUGCGUGAUGACAAUGAUGAAUCAUAUUCUUUAGAGUGAAAGUGUUAAAAGGCCCAGUGCAGACAAACUUGAUUUUCCUGUUUUUAUAUAUAUUUUCACACUGAGUUUGGAAUAAUACUGUGAAAUGAAUGAUAAUGCCCUUUUAGUGUAAGAGGUGUUUGAAAAGACAGUGGGAUGGAGUUUUGGCUUGCCUGGUAUAACCAGGCGGUAAAUUAGUUAAAAGACCUAUUACAAAGAGUUCCAAACCUAUUUUUGACCAUUUUCAGUUAAAACAAUCACAGUAAGGUACUUAAUUGUUACCCAGAAAUGAUUUGAUAUUGAGAUAAAAACAGAUGCAUUGGACCUUUUAAGACCCAAUAUUGUAUUGCUUGUAGGAGUGCCACAGCAGUAACCAUACUCUGCUAAUCAUGUAUGCUUGUAGGAUGACUCUUAAUGUGUAGACUGAACAAAAAUGUAAAGUGUUGGUUCCAUGUUUUAUGAGCUGAAAUAAAAGAUCCCAGAAAUGUUCCAUA
Messenger RNA from Salmo salar (Atlantic salmon), 3962 nucleotides. RefSeq names its product solute carrier family 24 member 6a (gene slc24a6a). The record is from RefSeq and is a predicted model, not a curated record. Gene Ontology annotation, biological process: calcium ion transmembrane transport; intracellular calcium ion homeostasis. Gene Ontology annotation, cellular component: plasma membrane. Gene Ontology annotation, molecular function: calcium, potassium:sodium antiporter activity; calcium channel activity. Lineage: Eukaryota; Metazoa; Chordata; Actinopteri; Salmoniformes; Salmonidae.